Messenger RNA from Alosa sapidissima (American shad), 1964 nucleotides. RefSeq names its product PR domain containing 14 (gene prdm14). The transcript has 8 exons. Gene Ontology annotation, cellular component: nucleus. The coding region runs from base 1 to 1782 and encodes 593 amino acids. Gene Ontology annotation, molecular function: protein binding; RNA polymerase II transcription regulatory region sequence-specific DNA binding. The record is from RefSeq and is a predicted model, not a curated record. Gene Ontology annotation, biological process: regulation of transcription by RNA polymerase II. Lineage: Eukaryota; Metazoa; Chordata; Actinopteri; Clupeiformes; Clupeidae.
AUGGCUGUGUCCCUGUCAAGCAUCCCUGCUGGGAAGGACAGGACUUACCAUUUCGACCCGCUCAAAGGAAGCCCUGCUCGGGGGUCCGGUUUCUAUCCAUCCCUUCCCAACGCGCAGUACAUGGACGUUUUUAAGAGCACACACAACCUCUUCCACCCACUCAAGUCGCUUGGACGCCUAGUCACGGAGACUCAAACCGUCAUGCCGUUCAGUUUCACCGGAGGAGCCCAGAACAUCUUUGCACAGAAUGGACAUCAAGCGGCCAUCCUUCACGAGCAGGUCUUAAACAUGGCCGGCAUCCCAUACUUCAAUAGAGUGCCUCUUAUUUUCCCUAAACACGAGGAGGCAGCUAAAGUUGCUUCUAACCAUUCUUCUGCAUCGCUGUCAGAAUUCAGCAGUCCGUCCAGCGAGAAAUCCUCCCUCGAGUCCUGCUCACCUUCCAAAAACAACGUGCUUUACCUGCACAACGCGGACCCAGUAACUGAACAAACACGCACUUACUGUUUCACAGACGAGGACCUCUUCAAUGUGCUGUACGGGUACUCCCGGAACCAGGAAAAGAAUGUUGGCCAUGCCAUCUCGGGGGUUGUCUUCCCUGGAAAUUCAAUCCACGAAAGUCAGCACCUCCCGUUGGAUAUGGAUGCUCUUGAACUUCCAGAAGAGUUGUCAAUUGUUCAAACGACUACUGGAAGUGUCUCUCAUUACGGAGUGUUUGCGGACAAAAUGUCCAUAGCGAAAGGCACUCGAUUCGGGCCAUUCACGGGAAAGCUGGUGAACACCAGUGAGAUUAAAACAUACGACGACAACACACUCAUGUGGGAGAUCUUUGAAAAUGGACGCUUGAGUCACUUUGUAGAUGGCCGCGGGGCGUCUGGAAACUGGAUGUCUCUUGUGAAGUGCGCCCGCUUCCCUGAGGAGCAGAAUCUGGUGGCGGUGCAGAACCAGGGGCAGAUUUUCUACGAGGUGUGCAAAGACAUCAAGCCGCAGCAGGAGCUCUUGGUGUGGUACGGGGAUUGCUAUGUGCAAUUCCUGGGCAUCCCGCUCACUCUAAAAGAAUUCAUCGAUGACAAUUUUGAGCAGCUUCCUCCUGAAGAUUCUGGAGAGGGGUUUAAAUGUGACCGGUGUGGGAAGGUCUUUGCUUACAAAUACUACAGAGACAAGCACCUGAAAUACACGCGAUGCGUCGACCAAGGAGAUCGGAAAUUUCCCUGUCACCUUUGCAACAGGUCUUUCGAGAAGAGAGACCGGCUCAGAAUACAUAUCCUACAUGUCCACGAGAAGCACAGGCCGCACAAGUGUUCAGUGUGUGGAAAAAGUUUCUCCCAGUCGUCCAGCCUGAACAAACACAUGCGUGUCCACUCGGGGGAGAGGCCAUAUAAGUGUGUUUACUGCAAUAAGGCCUUCACCGCGUCCAGCAUCCUUCGCACUCACAUCAGGCAGCAUUCCGGCGAGCGCCCUUUCAAGUGCAAGCACUGCGGGAAGGCCUUCGCCUCUCACGCCGCUCACGACAGCCACGUCCGGCGCACCCAUGCCAAAGACAAGCCCUUCUCCUGUGAUGUGUGUGGGAGUUCCUUCCAAGAUGUUCAGGAACUCAAAAAUCACAUGAACAAAAGUCACAAAAAAUCGACUCUUUCCCCGGCCGUUUCAGUGAGUCAACAACUCGAUGAAAAUUCUCUCUUUCCUGCGACCAAAGAUAUCACCCAGACACAGAGACACAUCGGAGACAAUUUCGCUUACACUGGAAUUGUUACACUCAACAAAGAAUACCGUCCUUGGAAUUAAAAUGAAACUAAAAUCGAAACACCAAAGACUAACUUAUUCCACAGACAUUAAAACGCUGCUAUUCACGUGUAGGUUUUAUUUCGUUAUUAUUUAAACAGAUUAUUUAAUGUGAUCAAGAAGUUUUAUCUUUUCUGUUAAAAAAAUAUUUAUUAGAGUAUGAUUAUGAACGUCCAUUUUAUACU